GCACUCCCAGGCGGCCGACAUGAAAGCAGCUUCAUAACCGUGGCAGCGUCAUGAGGGUGAAGAACCAGUUGAUGCUUGGAGAUCCAGCGGGGAUGAAAGGCUUGGGGUGAAGACGCCCUGCGUUACCCUGGCUUGGUAGGGCAGGGCUUCCAGAGGCCGAUGAAAGCUGGGGGCACUGGGCGCAAAGUGCCUCUUCUGGACUCCGGCAAGAAGCUGUGCAAACACUCCAAGGUCGGGAAGGUGGUGGCGAGAGCUCUUCCCCUCCGGAGUCCUGGGUCGCCAGGUCCCGGCCCACCCCACACUCCCCUUUACCGAGCAGGAGACGCUCUAGCACAGGCAGUUGCUAUGGCAACGAGGUUCUCGGCCUACUGAGGCAAAUCUCGGCCUAGAGAGGCGACAUCCUCCCGGACCCCUCUUCCUCCUCACGGGUAAAGUGGCGCCCCCUACGCGCAGCAGCCGUCUCUGGGUCCCCGCCCCGGCGCGGAGACCACCGUGGACCUCCAGGGACGGAAAGUCGCUCUGGCCCCAAGCCGAGCCUCUCGCUGGUAGGUGGGCUAGAGGGAGCCGCUCUGGGCGCAGCGCCGCUGAGCUACUCGAUGCUCCAGCCGGAAGUGCUCUUCACCGCCUGCCUCCCACCCGGCUCUCUGGUCCGGGCGGUAAGAUGGCGGCGGCCUCGGAGUGCGAUGUGGUAAUGGCGGCGACCGAGCCAGAGCUGUUCGACGACGAAGAGGCGAAAAGGCGAUGCCCCGCCUUCCGCGAGCCCCCUGACCCCCCACCGGAGCUCAGGUCCGGGUGGACCCCUCAGAAGAGGCGCUCUCCGAGGUUGGCCCUCCCCUCCCGCUUCCGCUUGACAGGGGCCGAGAACAGCCUUGUUUUGCAGCGGGAAAGGGCGUCCUUACUGCAGAGGGCUCGAUCUCAGGUCUCAGGAGGGGCUGCAUCUCAGCGGUCUCUGGAGGGGUGGUGGAGGCGGCGCGGCGAAAAUGACUCCCUGCUCACCCCGACAGCCGCCUUCUGUGGUGUGACUACUCUCUCUCUCCUGAAGCUUAGGAAACUAGAUGAUGCAAUAGAAGACUGCACAAAUGCAGUGAAGCUCGAUGACACAUAUAUAAAAGCCUACUUGAGAAGAGCUCAGUGUUACACGGACACAGAGCAGUAUGAAGAAGCAGUCCGGGACUAUGAAAAGGUGUAUCAGACAGAGAAAACAAAAGAACACAAACAACUCCUUAAAAAUGCACAACUGGAACUAAAGAAGAGUAAAAGGAAAGAUUACUACAAGAUUUUAGGAGUGGACAAGAAUGCUUCUGAAGACGAGAUCAAGAAAGCUUAUCGGAAACGAGCCUUAAUGCACCAUCCAGAUCGGCACAGUGGAGCCAGUGCUGAAGUUCAGAAGGAGGAGGAGAAAAAGUUUAAAGAAGUUGGAGAAGCUUUUACCAUCCUUUCUGAUCCGAAGAAAAAGACCCGCUAUGACAGCGGACAGGACCUGGAUGAAGAGGGCAUGAAUAUGGGUGAUUUUGACGCCAACAAUAUCUUCAAGGCAUUCUUUGGUGGUCCUGGGGGCUUCAGCUUUGAAGCAUCUGGUCCAGGAAAUUUCUUUUUUCAGUUUGGCUAGUGAUAAGAAAUCAUUCAGAAAAACUAUCCAGAUAAAAUGCAGAUUUGCUCAGUUCAACCUUGAAUGUGGACACAAUUCACCUCCUCCCUUCAUCAUGUCUCCAUGUACUUAGAGCAGUUUCAUUUUCUCGGUUGGCUACCCUGUGUCUCUGUGAGUGGGGUGAAGGAAAGGGAGCCAGCACCGAAGACUGCGGGUAGGGGAGGGAGGUGGGGGGCGGAUAGGGAGGCAGCUUGUGAAUUUUUGUUUUACAGUUUAACUUUAUUAAAAAAGAAAAAAAAGAUUAAGAGAAUAAAAUGUUUUGACCCAU
Erinaceus europaeus (western European hedgehog) is the source of this 1916-nucleotide messenger RNA. RefSeq names its product DnaJ heat shock protein family (Hsp40) member C7 (gene DNAJC7). The transcript has 8 exons. Bases 662 to 1609 code for a protein of 315 amino acids. Lineage: Eukaryota; Metazoa; Chordata; Mammalia; Eulipotyphla; Erinaceidae. The record is from RefSeq and is a predicted model, not a curated record. Gene Ontology annotation, molecular function: protein binding.